UGAAGAAUGACAUCAUAAUUCUCAUUCAAAUUCUCUGCUGAAAACAUUCAUGAAGGAUUGCGCAAAAGCGUUCUUCCCAAGAAACACUCAUUGAAAUUAUCUACAGAAUGGCCUCCAAAACAACUCUUCCUCAGUCCACUUCUCAAAUCUUAACAACAGUGGACAUUGUCUUCUACACCAUCAUUGUUCUCCUGGGCACCACUGGGAAUUCUUUGGUGAUCUGGGUGGCUGGCUUCCGUAUGAAGCCCAGUGUCACCAACAUAUGGCUGGUCAACCUAUCUGUGGCCGACCUGAUCUUCUGCUUAACUCGAAUCACCUCGCUCAUCAAAAAAAUAUUCUUUGAUCACUGGCCUUUUGGAGAGUUUCUCUGCAAGUUCACUGGCUUCUUCAAGUAUGCCAACAUGUUCUGCAGUGUCUUCCUUCUGGCUGUCAUCAGCGUGGAUCGAAUGCUCUGUGUUUGGCGUCCAGUGUUCACCAGAGAAAGACGGACAUUGUGUGCUGCCCGUGUGGUCAGUUUAGGGGUUUGGAUUGUGGCGGUCAUCUUCAGUUCACCAUAUUUUGUGUACCGGCGGGUUUACCCUGACAAGAACAACUUGAGUUACUGUUCACUGAAGGAGAAAGGAGCUGCAGAGGGCAAUUCAGCAAAGUACGUCUAUUACUACAUACGCUUCAUAUGUGGAUUCCUGUUGCCAUUCCUCGUCAUUCUUUGCUGCUACAUACUAGCUGCUAUUGGUAUUCGUAGAACACGGUUCUCUGGAAAAUCAAGGCCUCUUCGAAUCCUUGCCUUAUUGGUCUGCGCCUUUUUCCUUUGCUGGGCCCCCUACCAUUGCCUUGGGCUUGUCAAGUUUGCGAAUAAAGACAGCCAGGCAGUAAAAUUAGGCUGGGAAAUGGUAUCAAAAUUAGCCUAUUUCAACAGCUGUGUGAACCCAGUGCUGUACUUUUGCACAGGAGUGGAUAUUAGGCAUCGCUGCAACCAAAGCCUGUCCGGGAUUUAUCAAAGAGCUCUCAUGGAGGAAGGCCACACUGUGCAUUCCCAGGAAUGCACAUUGGAAGAAAACUGUAAUUCCGUUCCAAAGACUGCAGGCACAGUGUAUUCUAGAUCUGAGUGCAUGACUAAAGUUUAGAAAAGUUUUGAGUGAGGGAAAUUUGUCAUGUGUUCUUGUCAGAUCUAUCAGAUAACUCUGCACAAUUUUAAUUCAUAUCUAUUUGAAUCAGUUUUUGAUGGUUCUAUCAUUUCCGUCAGAGGUUUCAGAAGU
Xyrauchen texanus (razorback sucker) is the source of this 1256-nucleotide messenger RNA. RefSeq names its product C3a anaphylatoxin chemotactic receptor-like. Gene Ontology annotation, cellular component: plasma membrane. The record is from RefSeq and is a predicted model, not a curated record. Gene Ontology annotation, molecular function: complement receptor activity; G protein-coupled receptor activity. The transcript has 3 exons. NCBI's taxonomy places the organism in Eukaryota, Metazoa, Chordata, Actinopteri, Cypriniformes, Catostomidae. Bases 108 to 1124 code for a protein of 338 amino acids. Gene Ontology annotation, biological process: positive regulation of cytosolic calcium ion concentration; phospholipase C-activating G protein-coupled receptor signaling pathway; complement receptor mediated signaling pathway.